This is a messenger RNA of Tribolium castaneum (red flour beetle), 2004 nucleotides long. RefSeq names its product Histone deacetylase 1 (gene HDAC1). Gene Ontology annotation, cellular component: NuRD complex; nucleus. Lineage: Eukaryota; Metazoa; Arthropoda; Insecta; Coleoptera; Tenebrionidae. The coding region runs from base 184 to 1656 and encodes 490 amino acids. Gene Ontology annotation, molecular function: histone deacetylase activity. The transcript has 5 exons. Gene Ontology annotation, biological process: negative regulation of transcription by RNA polymerase II. The record is from RefSeq and is a predicted model, not a curated record.
CUAAAUCGCCACCGGUGCUAGGUUGGCGUCCUUGCUGCGGGAACAACGGUGCCAUUUGCAAAGCGGCGUGUUGUGCUACCGCCGUAAUUCUAAUAAUUUAAACAAAUUGUUACAAAGUGAACAGUGAUUUGUAAUAAUUAAAGCCAAAGUAAUUAAAAACAAUUUAGUUUUCUACAGUACAAGAUGGCCACACAACCUCACAGUCGGAAACGUGUUUGUUACUAUUACGACAGCGAUAUUGGGAAUUACUAUUAUGGGCAAGGACACCCCAUGAAGCCCCACCGCAUAAGGAUGACCCAUAAUUUGCUGCUCAAUUAUGGUCUGUACAGAAAAAUGGAGAUUUAUCGCCCCCAUAAAGCCACUGCCGAAGAAAUGACCAAGUUUCACUCGGAUGACUACAUUCGAUUUCUCAGAUCCAUCCGACCUGACAACAUGUCUGAGUACAACAAACAAAUGCAGAGGUUUAAUGUAGGGGAGGACUGUCCUGUCUUUGACGGUUUGUACGAAUUCUGCCAACUCUCAGCUGGGGGCUCAGUGGCGGCAGCUGUUAAAUUGAACAAGCAAGCGUCCGAAAUUUGCAUCAAUUGGGGCGGGGGUUUGCAUCACGCGAAAAAAUCCGAAGCUUCGGGCUUUUGCUACGUAAAUGAUAUUGUUCUGGGGAUUUUGGAGCUGUUGAAGUACCACCAACGCGUGUUGUACAUCGAUAUUGACGUGCACCACGGUGACGGUGUCGAAGAGGCUUUUUACACCACUGACCGGGUGAUGACAGUCUCGUUCCACAAAUACGGCGAGUACUUCCCCGGAACGGGCGAUCUCAGAGACAUUGGCGCCGGCAAAGGCAAGUACUACGCCGUCAAUAUCCCCCUUCGUGACGGCAUGGACGACGAAUCCUACGAGAAGAUUUUCGUUCCGAUAAUCAGCAAAGUUAUGGAGACGUUCCAACCGAGCGCUGUUGUUCUCCAAUGUGGUGCAGACUCCUUAACUGGUGACCGCCUGGGGUGCUUCAACCUCACGGUGCGAGGCCACGGCAAGUGCGUGGAGUUCGUCAAAAAGUACAACCUUCCAUUCAUGAUGGUCGGAGGUGGUGGAUACACCAUUAGGAACGUCUCCAGAGCAUGGACGUACGAAACUUCCGUCGCUCUAGGUGUGGAAAUCGCCAACGAACUCCCUUAUAACGACUACUUCGAGUACUUUGGUCCCGAUUUUAAGCUACAUAUCAGUCCGAGCAAUAUGGCCAAUCAGAACACCCCCGAGUAUUUGGAUAAAAUCAAGACGCGCUUGUUUGAAAAUUUGAGGAUGUUGCCGCACGCACCAGGUGUGCAAGUUCAGGCGAUUCCAGAAGACGCGAUCAAUGAAGAAUCGGAUGGAGAGGAGAAAGUUGACAAAGACGAGAGACUACCUCAGAAAGAUCUCGAUAAGAGGAUCGUGCCAGAAAAUGAAUUUUCCGAUAGUGAGGACGAGGGAGAAGGGGGGCGAAGAGACAAUCGGACGUAUAAGGGACGAAAGAGGCCGCGGCUUGAAAAAGGGGUUGAUGGGAAAGAAUCAACAGGGGAUGAAAAAAUCAAAGAAGAACUAAAAUCUGAAAAAGAAGAGAAAGAAGAUAGUAAAGCGAACACAAUUGAUGAUUUGAAGAAAGAUACGGGACCAACUCCGUGACAUACUUCUUCCCAGUAUUCUAAAUAUAAGUGUCGUCAAUAGCUAAUUAUCUUAUUUUAUUAAGAAACUAAUUUUUAAGAGAAAAAAUGGAUUCACUUUUACAACUGAUUAAAGUGAAAGUUUACGACAUACCCAAGUAUGCUUGAAAUGACAAAACAUUUUGUAUAUUACAGUGUUAACGUAAUAUCGUAAUUAUUGAAUGCAAUAAUCAGUGUUUUGUUGUGUUCCUUUUUUAUUUAGUUUGUAGAUUAUUUUGUACAUAUUCAUUCCAUUAUUUGCUAUUUAUGUCAUAUCAAAAUUACGCCUUUGUAACAUUUCAUUUUCUGUAAAUAAAAUCUUAUGGUUUUA